Messenger RNA from Poecilia reticulata (guppy), 1794 nucleotides. The record is from RefSeq and is a predicted model, not a curated record. Lineage: Eukaryota; Metazoa; Chordata; Actinopteri; Cyprinodontiformes; Poeciliidae.
GGCGCCUCGUGUCGGUCCCCUAGCCCCGCCCCCCGCUCCUACCUGCGCUCCCUCCUCACCUGUCGGCCCAGGUGAGCGCAGCCGUCGCAGAGGCCAUGGCGGAGUCCCAGCUGCUGUGUCUGGACAACCAGCACGUCAACGAGAAGGUCCCGGAGUCCCGGCCGGAGUUCUACUACAGCGAGGAGCAGCGGGCCGCGCUGGAGCAGCUGCUGCGCCACGGGGACGGAGCCUUCAGGAUGCGCCUGCAGGAGGACAACAUCCGGGACUUCCUGUGCGCCAGGGAGGUCCGGGCCAUCCGGGACGGCUUCCAGGAGUACGACCCGGACAGCGAGCCGGAGCCCGGCGAGCCGGACAAGCCCAAGGAGGCCACCAGCGCCGACUCCGGGGUCCACUCCACCUACUGGCCGCAGAUGUCCGACACCGAGGUCCCGGCGCUGGACAUCGGCUGGCCGGCCUGCAGCGGCGUGUACAAGGGGGUGACCCGGGUGUCCGUGUACACACACCCGCCCAAAGAGCCGGGGCCGCACAUCAAGGAGGUGGUGAGGAGGCUGAUCCAAGGCGCCCAGAAGGUCCUGGCCAUUGUCAUGGAUCUCCUAACGGACCUGCAGAUCCUCCAGGACCUGCUGGACGCGGCGGCGCGGCGCGGCGUGGCGGUGUACGCGGUGCUGGAGGCCCGCGGCGUUCCCCACUUCCUGGACAUGAGCUCCCGGCUGCAGAUCAACGCCAUGCACCUGAGGGUGAGACGCCAAGCCGCGCACACAGCGCAGGACUCAAACCACCGGCUCCUCUGCUUCCUGCAGCGUCUUUCCUGCGCUGUGGGGCCGUUUCGUGGCGCAGCGGCCCGGUUCGGUUUUCAGGGAACCGUCUUUGUUCCUGAGAACGGAUCCCAGAAACUAGAGGCUCCAGGGCCCAGCGUGGUCCACUUAACCUCCAGCUUCACGUGGAGUUCGUCUCGUUUGGACCGGAGCGCCGUUACGGUGAUGACGGGUCAGAUCGUCGACUUCUUCGACAGCGACUUCAGAGAGAUGUACGCCGUGUCGGAACCGGUCGACCUCCACAAGGAGUUCAACAUCAGCAAGCCGCCGCUGCCCACUCCGGUCCCGAAGCCCCGGGUGGAGGAGCACCGCCGCCCCGCGCCCGUCUCCACGUCCCGCUUCCAGGUGUCCGACUCCAGACAGGCCGACUUCAAAGUGCCGGCGCACAAAUACCACAACCCCAAAUACUCGCUGGUGUUCGGGAACAGCUUGGGCCUGACGGGCUCGCUGCAGGACCUGUCCACUCAGAGUCACUCGCUGCUCGGCGGCACCAGCCAGAGGGACACGGAGGGACACGGGGACACGGUGGACCGGCUGUCCUCACCGAGUCCGAGCGCCGCCGCCGAGGAAGAGGAGAAGGACGGGCGCGACGGGGUGAGGAAGAGCGAGGCGGCCGCCGUGAAGAAGCCGCGCAGUUCCUUCAGGAACUUCCUGAAAAGCAGAGCAGCCAAUCACAGAGCAGAGACUAUACAGGAGGGCGUGGCCACUCCUCCAAGCCCCGCCCCCGUGGCUACGGCGCCAGAGGCCAACGGCGUCGCAGGAAACGAACCGGAGGAUUCGUUUGAGGUUCAGGAGAAACCGGCGAGGCUCAAACCCAAAAAGCCGCAGAAGAACAUCCAGAGGAGCGUUUCUCUGCAGACCAUCGGCCCGGCGGACCAAGACGGACUGAAAAGCCGCCGAAGGCAUCAGAGGAAGAACUGCAUCCAGUCCUGAGAGGAGGAGGAGGAGGAGGAGGAGGAGGAGGACGAGGAGGAGGAGG